Dromiciops gliroides (monito del monte) is the source of this 1884-nucleotide messenger RNA. It is a transcript of the gene BDNF, whose product is annotated as brain derived neurotrophic factor. The transcript has 2 exons. Gene Ontology annotation, molecular function: growth factor activity; nerve growth factor receptor binding. NCBI's taxonomy places the organism in Eukaryota, Metazoa, Chordata, Mammalia, Microbiotheria, Microbiotheriidae. The record is from RefSeq and is a predicted model, not a curated record. Gene Ontology annotation, biological process: memory; positive regulation of peptidyl-serine phosphorylation; cell surface receptor protein tyrosine kinase signaling pathway. Bases 584 to 1324 code for a protein of 246 amino acids.
UAUCCUCUCACAGAGAAAAGGGUCUCGUCAACAUGUGAUCAGCUAUUAACAGGAUGGUUUUGGCAGGGCAAUCUUCACGUGACAAAGCGUGAGGAAGUGAAAGGAAUCGGCUGGAGCGAUAUCAAGUAUCAUUUAAUUAAAGUAUAGAUCUGAGCCCUUUCCUCCCACUGCUCCGGGUGUGUCACUGGGAGCGUUGGGAAAUGAGCGUUUCAGCACCUUGGACAGAGGCUAUGGGUUUGCUGGAGGUGGAAGUGCCCCAGGUAGUUUCCUCGACCCCGGAGUAAAGCUGCCCAACUGUCGCCCUUAAAAGGCGUCUUAUCUGAGACUAGAUUCACACAGAGAUCAGGGCUGGAGGAGAGAGUUAGAUUUGGGAGCUGGAGCCUUUCGAAACCGAGCCCCAGUUUUGGUCGCCCCUCUUAAGCUCGCUGAAGUUGAAUUCCUAGCGGUGUGGGCUGGAAUAGAUUCUUUGCAAGCUCCGGGUUGAUAUACUGUAUUAACUUUGGGAAAUGCAAGUGUUUAUCGGAAGGAUCUAGCCACUGAUUGUGGUGUUCCCGCGAAUAAGUUCCACCAGGUGAGAAGAGUGAUGACCAUCCUUUUCCUUACUAUGGUUAUUUCAUACUUUGGUUGCAUGAAGGCUGCCCCAAUGAAAGAAACCAGUGUCCGAGGACAAGGCAGCUUGGCCUACCCGGGUAUGCGGACCCACGGAACUCUGGAGAGUCUAAAUGGUCCCAAGGCAGGUUCAAGGGGACUGACAUCAUUGGCUGACACUUUUGAACAUGUGAUAGAGGAGCUUCUGGACGAGGACCAGAAUAUUCAGCCGAGGGAGGAGAAUAAGGAUGCCGACUUGUACACGUCUAGGGUCAUGCUCAGCAGCCAAGUGCCUUUGGAACCCCCACUGCUCUUUCUCCUUGAGGAAUACAAAAAUUACCUGGAUGCAGCAAACAUGUCCAUGAGGGUCCGUCGCCACUCCGACCCUGCCCGUCGGGGGGAGCUGAGCGUGUGUGACAGUAUUAGCGAGUGGGUCACGGCGGCGGAUAAAAAGACUGCAGUGGACAUGUCGGGUGGGACAGUCACAGUCCUUGAAAAGGUCCCAGUCCCGAAAGGCCAACUGAAGCAAUACUUCUACGAGACCAAGUGUAAUCCCAUGGGUUACACAAAAGAGGGCUGCAGAGGUAUAGACAAAAGGCAUUGGAAUUCCCAAUGUCGAACUACCCAGUCUUAUGUGCGGGCGCUCACCAUGGAUAAUAAAAAGCGAGUUGGCUGGAGGUUCAUCAGAAUAGACACUUCUUGUGUAUGUACACUGACCAUUAAAAGGGGAAGAUAGUGGAUUUAUGUUGUAUAGAUUAUAUUGAGACAAAAAAAAUUAUCUAUUUGUAUAUAUACAUAACAGGGUAAAUUAUUCAGUAAGAAAAAAAAUAAUUUUAUGGACUGCAUGUAUAAAUGAAGUUUAUACAGUACAGUGGUUCUACAAUCUAUUUAUUGAACAUCUCCAUGACCUGAAGGGAAACAAAGUCAUUUGCGCACAACUGAAAAAAAAAAUUAGUCUGCAUUACAUUCCUCGAUAACAUUGUGGUUUGUUGCCGUUGCCAAGAAUUGAAAACGUUUAAAAAAAAAGUUGAAAAAAAAAUAAAUAAAUUGCAUGCUGCUUUAAUUGUGAAUUGAUAAUAAACUGUCCUCUUUCAGAAAACACACACACGUGCACACACACACAUGCGAAUACACACACACAUACACACAUACAGCAAAUUUGAACCCAAACAUUCCGUUUCCAUUUUAGACAGUAAAGUAUCUUCAGUCCUGUUAGUAUUCUCUCUGUUUUAAUGCUUUUGACUUCUGAUAGCGUUGGAAUUAAAACAAUGUCAAGGUGCUGUUUGUCAUAGCUUU